ACUCAUUUGGGGAGAACAAUAAGAUUGCCCUUUGGACAAAAGGCCGUGUGCAAAUCUGCGGCGGCGUAAAAGGAAACAGACAAUACGAAUGAUACUACAUCAUCACCCAACUCCUGAGAUAACAACUUUCAAUAAGUUAUUUUCUUCGUUGGUCAUUCAGAAAUUCUUCACUCUCGAGGGAGAACUGGCUGGUUUAAUGGAACGUGUUUCACUGUAAGACAAAAUACUAACAAAAGCAGAGUGCUAACUGGACGAUGAAAAUAUUCUGGUGUUUACUAUUUUGGUAAAUUAAAAUUUAGUCAAUGAUCAAACAGGAAACUGUAAUAAUAGCUAUAUUUUCCAAAUUCUGAAUAUCAACUAUUAUUAAUAUAUUUAGCGUUCACUAGCUCAGUAGUUAACAUUUGUUGGUAAAAACAGUCUUACUACAGAAUGGGAAGAUAUACAGGGAAGAAGUGUCGAUUGAUCAGCAUGUUUUCAAUGACUAGCAGCUUUUUUCUAGUGGAAAUAAUCGUCGGUUACGUCACGAAUUCUACAGCUUUAGUAGCCGAUUCCUUCCACAUGCUCUCUGACGUUCUAGCCCUAGUCAUAGCUUUUGUGUCUAUAAGGAUGUCUCCUAAGAAGUGGACUAAGAAUACAUUUGGUUGGGCCAGGGCUGAAGUUUUAGGUGCUUUAGUGAAUGCUGUUUUCCUCAUCGCUCUCUGCUUUUCCAUUUUUAUGGAAGCGUUGAAACGUUUCUUUGAACCCGAAGAAAUUCACGAUCCUGUCUUGAUUCUUUAUGUAGGUGGCGCUGGUUUAUUUGUUAACGUUAUCGGAUUGUUCCUGUUUCACGAACACGGUCAUAGUCAUGGUGGUCAUUCCCAUAGUGGACAUUCCCAUGAUGAUAAUUCCAGAAGCAAGAAGGGAACUCGGGAAGACAGUGGGGCAGGAAACGAAGGGAUCUUUAAUGUGGAUAGCAAAGUUCAAACAUCUUUUGAGGGAGAUCAUCAAAUUCCAAAGAAAAAACCAGAUAGUAGUACGCAGAUGAAUAUGAAAGGUGUCUUUCUUCAUGUACUGGCUGAUGCAUUAGGCUCGGUGAUUGUUAUUAUUAGUGCCUUGAUUAUUUGGCUGACUGAAUGGAAAUAUCGCUUUUAUGUUGAUCCAGCACUGAGUGUGGUUAUGGUGUGUCUGAUUAUGGCGUCAACGUGUCCUUUGUUUAUUGACUCGGCUAAGAUUCUACUACAGACAGUACCUACCCACAUUCAAGUAGACAGUUUAGAAAAUAAACUACUUCAGAAGGUUGAAGGUGUUAUGGCUGUUCACGAGUUUCACGUGUGGCAACUGGCCGGGAACAGGAUCAUCGCUUCAGCCCACAUCUUAUGUCAAAAUUUAUCUCAAUAUAUGGAAGUUGCCGAAAAAAUAAAGGAAUUUUUUCAUGAAGAAGGAAUUCAUUCAACAACUAUUCAACCAGAAUUUGUUGAAUUAGAAAAUCUUCAUCCAAACAAAGAAAACUGCGUUUUAGGUUGUCCGUCAGAAGGUAAUUGCAAAUCUCAAACUUGUUGUGGUCCUCAGGAUGUGAAAAGUCCGAACGUGAUAUCAAGCAGCUAUGAUGAAACUAUUUCCACCUCAUUAACUGUCAUGGGUCAUCAGUGUGCCUGCAGCUUUGAGUCCGACAUAAAACCGCAUUCAACUGAUGCAUUUGUAAGAUCUGGAUGCUACGGAAAUUUUAAACAAAUAACAGAUGACUACUGAGACUUCUCUAGAACCUAACAGUGUUAAACUUGUGAUAUUAGUAGCCCAAGUAUAAGUUAUAAAUUUAUUAACAGCUCGUAAUAAUUAGUUCAGAAAUGAACAACGUUUAAUAAGAUUUUAAAGUUAAGAAAAGUUUCGGCAAUCGCAAAAUAAACUAAAGAAGAGAGGGAAUGCAGAAAUGAGAUUCCCAUUUGUUUUGUGGUUACUGACGUACUUUCUGUUGACAAUAUAAUUUAAUAUUUUUAAAACUUGAAAGUGUAUGAUAGGCAUGUUGGUCUUCACAUGCUUACUAAAAUAGCACUAGUAGUUUAAGUGCUAAUGCAUGUUAAAUCCUUUUAAAAUUUACUGUUUUGAAUAAAAAAUUGCUCUCAGA
Molecule: messenger RNA, 2101 nt
Organism: Limulus polyphemus (Atlantic horseshoe crab)
Lineage: Eukaryota; Metazoa; Arthropoda; Merostomata; Xiphosura; Limulidae
Product: zinc transporter 1-like
Exons: 10
Coding region: 430-1728 (432 amino acids)
Biological process (GO): zinc ion transmembrane transport; detoxification of zinc ion; intracellular zinc ion homeostasis
Cellular component (GO): membrane
Molecular function (GO): zinc ion transmembrane transporter activity
Source: RefSeq, a predicted model, not a curated record